UAGCUUCACGCAGGUUUCCGCGUGUUGAUACUGAAGAGAGAGGUCCGAGGAGAAACAAGUUUUCGCAUCUCAGAGACCCAAAUUCAGGCCGAAACCAGAGGAAAAUGGACAUGAAGAAGAGGGUCUCCUUAGAGCUGAGGCACCGGUCGCCGACAGAAGUCCAGGAGCUGGUGCUGGACAACUGUCGCUCCGGAGAAGGGAAGAUUGAAGGAAUCACAGAAGAGUUCUCCAACCUGGAGCUGCUCAGCCUCAUCAACGUGGGCCUCACCAGCGUGGGAGACAUCCCCAAGCUGGACAAGCUCAAGAAGUUGGAGUUGAGUGACAACCGUAUCUCCGGCGGUCUGGAGGUUCUGGCCGAGCGGCUGGUCAGCCUGACGCACCUCAACCUGAGCGGAAACAAGUUCAAAGACAUCAGCACCCUGGAGCCGCUGAAAAAGCUCCCCCAGCUGAAGAGCCUCGACCUCUUCAACUGCGAGGUCACCAACCUGGCCGACUACCGCGAGUCCAUCUUUAAGCUCCUCCCACAGCUCACCUACCUGGACGGGUACGACAUCGACGACUGCGAGGCGUCCGACUCCGAUGGCGAGGGGGACGGCGUGGAGGACGAAGAGGGGCUGGAGGGCGAGUCGGAGGAGGAGGAAGACGAGGAGGACAUCGUGGCCGAAGAGGAGGACGACGAUGACGAUAGUAACGAGGAGGAGGACGGGGAGGUGAACGGAGACGUGGACAGCGAGGACGACGAUGAGGAAGAUGACGACGAUGACGACGAGGACUCGUCUCCGGCCAAAGGAGAGAAGAGGAAGAGGGACCCUGAAGACGAGGAGGAGGAGGGUGAAGAUGAUGAUUAAGGACCCUCAAACCCCCCAUAACCCCCCUCUGACCUCUCAUCCGUUGACCCUCCUCCCCCGCCUCCUGGGCUGCGUUCCAUUUCGUGGAGGCGGUCUCCUCCCACCGAGCUGUCGUCUCCUGCAGAUCAAACUCACAUCUACUUCUGUUUUUUAAUAUAAUUAAUAUACACCCCCCAUUCCCGUGACUCGUAGGUCUCGACGUUCGCUUGUUGGCCGUAACUUUUGUUUUUCUCGGAGCGAGGUGAUCGAAUAUUUUAGUUUUUCAGCGCGAGAAGAAAGAAAAACCAUAAAGAGAAUCGACAAAUGCCCAUUCCCGAAGCAGGAGCCGUGUGGUUCCUUUUGGGAGUCAGUGGAGUGUUAAUAUUCAGCCGGUGAUCAAUAAGUCUGACCCAUCGGGACUCACAAUACAUUUUAGUUUUACUGAAACUUCUUAAAGUUAUGGAUUCUGGCUUUGGUGAUCCUGACUCUUUUUUUUUUUUUAGAUCACAACUAAUUAAAACUAAUAUUAAUUCUCAAUAUUAAAUGUUUCUCAUGACGAUGGAAUGAAUAAUUUUUCGUUAAAACGACAGUUUGAGUCUGCAGAAGGAGCCGGAACAAGAGGCUCGUUGGAGACCCCCCCCCCCCCCCUCUGACAUCACAGCUCUGGGACGAAGCCAGCAGCUGUGACAUCAUGAUGGGCUCUGUGAUGUCAUCAACAGACCCCCCCCCCCCUCUUUUUCCCAAGGCCGAGCGCGCUCAGGGCAAACUGUGUUCUCUCUUUUUUGCCAACAGAGCUUUUUAAAAGAAAUAUUUUUUCAGAGAAAUUGUUUUUGUUUCAUUUUGUAUGGUUGUCUGUGGAAUCUCUCUCUUUACCUCCAUCUCUCUCUCUCAUGUCUCUUUCUGCUCAGAGAGAUCCAGUCGAUCCUCCACACUGACUUGGUGACGUUGUGUUUUCUUUUCUUUUUUUUUACUUUCUGUAAUUUAAAGGAAAAACAAAACAAAAAAACACACACACAAAAAGGACUUUGUAAAUAAAAUCUUAACAUUUUG
Molecule: messenger RNA, 1877 nt
Organism: Pseudoliparis swirei
Lineage: Eukaryota; Metazoa; Chordata; Actinopteri; Perciformes; Liparidae
Product: acidic leucine-rich nuclear phosphoprotein 32 family member B-like
Exons: 7
Coding region: 105-848 (247 amino acids)
Biological process (GO): regulation of apoptotic process
Cellular component (GO): nucleus
Molecular function (GO): histone binding
Source: RefSeq, a predicted model, not a curated record